UAUGUGACGGGACAGAGCAGAGGAACAACUCUGUGACAUGAGCUUGGACGUUUUUUUUAGGAAAGGGCCUGUGAGCUGAGACCAGAGGAGAUCUUCAGCUGGCCUGGAGUCGAAUCGUCUGACAGAGAGGAGAAGAAGAACAGAGGAGAAACAAAGGAAGAAACCUAAAGAGAGGAAAAGAGAAGAAUUGAACUGAAGAAGUAAUAGGGGGGUGUUGACCCCUCCACCCUACAAGUCAACUUGCAUCAUCAUGGACGCAGACAUCGGCCCACAUCAUGCAAACAGCUCCUCACAGCAUCAAGACACAGAGUUAUUCUCGUCUGAUGAGGACAGCAGCCUCUACUUCACCUACAGCGGGGGGUGCAAUGAGCUGGAGGUCAACAACCUGCACUAUGAGGUGGACACGGCAGCUCAGAUUCCCUGGUACGAGAGGUUAUCAGAGUUCAAGUUGCCGUGGGAGAUGAAAGGAGACAAGCAGACAGCCAUAAACAAGCUGAGCCUGAGGGUCCGCAGCGGGCAGAUGUUAGCCAUCAUUGGCAGCUCAGGUUGUGGUAAAACCUCCCUGCUGGACAUCAUAACGUGUCGUGAUGAGGGCGGGAAAAUGACAUCCGGUCAGGUUCUGAUUAACGGGAAGCCCAACACUCCCCAGCUGGUGAAGAAGAGCAUCGCUCAUGUUCGGCAGGAUGACCGCCUUCUUCCUCACCUCACCGUCCGCGAAACUCUCGCCUUCGUUGCCAAACUGAGGCUCCCCACCCACUUCACCCAGGCUCAGAGGGACCAGAGGGUGGAUGAUGUCAUCGCAGAGCUGCGGCUGCGACAGUGCGCUCACACCAGGGUGGGAAACGACUAUGUGAGGGGGGUCUCUGGAGGGGAGAGGAGGAGAGUCAGUAUAGCUGUUCAACUUCUCUGGAACCCCGGUAUUCUGAUCCUGGACGAGCCCACCUCAGGUCUGGACAGCUUCACGGCCCACAACCUGGUGCUCACCCUGUCCCGCCUGGCCCGGGGGAACCGCCUGGUGCUGCUGUCCGUCCACCAGCCGCGCUCCGACAUCUUCCAGCUGUUCGACCUGGUGGUGCUGCUGUCGUCGGGAUCAGCUGUUUACUGUGGCGCUGCCCGGGACAUGGUGCCGUACUUCACUGCCCUGGGAUACCCCUGCCCACGAUACUGCAACCCCUCUGACUUCUAUGUUGAUCUGAUCAGUAUCGACCGGCGCAGCCCCGAGCGAGAGGCCGAGGGUUUGGAGCGCUCCACGGUUCUGGCGGAGCGUUUCAUGGAUAAGGUCCGAGACACCGAGGAUCACAUGUGGAAAUCAGAUGGCGCCAACACAACACCCACACAAACUAAAAGCCCUCAGCAGCUGAGCAAAGAAAACGGAGAGGAAGUUAUCACCAUCGCUAAACAAAAGAAAAGACUGCCUGGCCGGGUUCACCAAUUUACCAUCCUCAUCAGGCGUCACAUGUACAAUGACUACAGAGACCUGGCCACCCUAUUGGUCCACGGCUUCGAGGCGCUGCUCAUGUCCCUGCUGGUCGGGUGUCUGUACUACGGGGCGGGAGAGGAGCGUCUCUCCAUCCAGGACACGGUGGCCCUGCUCUACAUGAUCGGAGCGCUCACCCCAUUCGCUGUGGUGCUGGACGUCAUCGCCAAAUGUCACUCAGAGAGGGCCAUGCUGUACCACGAGCUGGAGGACGGCAUGUACUCCGUCACCUCCUACUUCUUUGCCAAGGUGCUGGGGGAGCUGCCGGAGCACUGUGUGUUCACGCUAGUGUACGGCCUGCCCAUCUAUUGGCUGGCCGGGCUGAACACAGAGCCGGAGCGCUUCCUGCUCAACUUCAUGCUAGUGUGGCUGAUGGUGUACUGCAGCCGCGCCAUGGCUCUGUUCGUGGCCGCCGCGCUGCCCACCCUGCAGACCUCCUCCUUCGCGGGGAACUCCUUCUUCACCAUCUUCUACCUGACCGGAGGCUUCGUCAUCAGCAUGGAGAACAUGUGGCAGGUGGCCUCGUGGGUCUCCCACACCUCCUUCAUGCGUUGGGGGUUCGACGGGCUGCUGCAGGUUCAGUUCAGAGGCAACAUGUACCCCGUCUCCAUCAGGAACUUCACCUUCAAUGUGGACGGCAUACACGUGGUGGAGGCCAUGCACAUGAACCAGUACCCUCUGUACGCCUGCUACCUGGUGCUGCUGGCCGUCUGCCUGGUCUUCAUGGCGCUCUACUACGUGUCCCUGAAGUUCAUCAAACAGAAGUCCAGUCAGGACUGGUGAACACAUCUGGACCAGACGCUGUUUCAAAUCACAUUUGACUUUAGGAAGUGUUUUGUUCUGCAGGAGUGGAGGGAAGUCAUUUAGGUUCUUGUUCGACUGGUUCGACAUUUUAUCAGACAUUUGCUUAAUUUAAGGGGGAAAAGGUAAAUAUAUGAGUAUGUUUUGAAUUUGAAUUCCCCUUUUCACAAUAAUCUCAACAUCAAAAACUCCUGCACUUGUUUUAAUAUCAAAAACACAUGAAAUGACUUCCCUGACACCUCAGUAAUCCUUAAAGUCACCCUUCUUGGUGUAUUAAAAAAUCCUAAAAGUGAAACUGUUUCUCAAAUGUGUGACUAGUCAAAAACAAUUAACACAUUUUCAAAGUUGAAGUCUGGGAAUGAUUGGUUGUGCUAGAUUUCUUCUCGCUGCAGUACUGCUGUCUGCUGCUGGGUGGCAGCAGAGCAUUGCACUAACAGUUUAAAUGAAGUGAUUUUCUUUCCCUCCCUCUCUUCUCCAUCUUGGCCGAUGAUUAGAGCGCCACUUUGGCAGAUAUCCAUCUGCAGCUUUUGCUUGUUCCAUUUUCAAUCUUCUUUUUUCCUACAGCUUUAUCUUUUCUUGUAUAUGUAAGGUUAUUAAGCUUAACAAUGUGUGUGCCAGUAUAGGGCGCACAGAAAAAAAAGCCGUAGAGAUUUAGUAAGUCACACUCAGAAAUAAAAGAGCUUGUACUUGUGUCCUCAAAGAUUGAAGAUUAUGUAAUUGUAAGCUGUGUCUUUGCACUGGUGCAAAAGCCUGAUAAAUAUGUGACUGACGGGGUUCAAGUCCGAAUGAGUAAACUAUUAAAUCAAA
Trematomus bernacchii (emerald rockcod) is the source of this 3085-nucleotide messenger RNA. It is a transcript of the gene abcg8, whose product is annotated as ATP-binding cassette, sub-family G (WHITE), member 8. Lineage: Eukaryota; Metazoa; Chordata; Actinopteri; Perciformes; Nototheniidae. Gene Ontology annotation, molecular function: ATP hydrolysis activity; ATP binding; ABC-type transporter activity. Gene Ontology annotation, biological process: cholesterol homeostasis. The transcript has 13 exons. The record is from RefSeq and is a predicted model, not a curated record. Gene Ontology annotation, cellular component: plasma membrane. The coding region runs from base 251 to 2260 and encodes 669 amino acids.